Messenger RNA from Naegleria gruberi, 1077 nucleotides. RefSeq lists its product as uncharacterized. The coding region runs from base 1 to 1077 and encodes 358 amino acids. The record is from RefSeq and is a predicted model, not a curated record. NCBI's taxonomy places the organism in Eukaryota, Heterolobosea, Eutetramitea, Acrasida, Naegleriidae. The transcript has 2 exons.
AUGAGCAAACAUUCAAGCUCUUCUUCAUCACUUUCCCAUCAUUCAUCAAGGAAUUUAUCCCAUUCAAGUAGUAGUAGUAAUACAAAUAAUAGUGGAGGGAAUUCUUCUGGGACUGUAAGCUCUAAGGAUGAAAAUUCUAGUAGGGAUGAUGUUUAUGAUGAACAAAUGACUGAAAAUCCGAACGCUUAUUAUUGUGCCUUGAUUAAUAAGUGGUUGGAUCAAUAUACAACAACAGUUCAUAGAAGAGUUUCAUCGAUAACGGAUUGUUCUCCAUCACUGUUUAUAAUUCUAUAUGAAUCCAUUAGUAAAGACAAUCCGAAUACAAAUCCUAAGCAAUACCCUAAGUUUAUUAGAGACAAGACAUUAACUAUAUCUCAAAAUCAAUACAAUCUGGUGGAAUUAAUAACAUACCUCAAAGAAAAGUACAAACAUUCAUUCAUAUUGAGGAAUAUUGAAAUACAUAAAUUAAUAGAUAGAGAACCCUAUGAAAUUAUUAAAUUCCUUGAUUGGUUUAUUCAAUUAGAAAAGAAGAGAGUUCAUGCCUAUAUUCCCCAAUUGGAUGAUCCUUCAUUCCAAUCACAAGAAACACCAAAGGAUGAAACCUUCUCAAUCAAACACAGAAAGAAAAUGCUCAAAAUUCAGAGAGAUAAAUUAGAGGAAGAACAUAAUUCAUUCAUUCACAAAACAAUGAUUAAUGCACAAGCUAAGGAAGAAUCUCUCAUGAGACAUUAUUUAUCACACAGUAAUAGAAUUGAAAAGGAAAAUUUAGUUUUAACUGUAAAUAGUUUAAAGAAGAAAGAACGUGAUAUGCAAUGUAAAUUACAAGAUAGAAAGGAUUCUAUUUCUAAUUUUUAUAAGGAUCAAAUGAAUAUUAUUAGGGAUAAGUUAGAUUCACAAACUAAGUUAGAUAAACAUGUUUCAAGACAAUUAUUCUUGGACUUUGAUAGAUUACAAAGAGAAUUUUACACUCACAAACAAAAAGAAUUGGAACUUAGAAGAUUGAAAUACAUGUCAAAGAGAGAAAAGGAACAAUUUCAAAUUCAUUCAAAGCUUAAAACCCUUCUAGAUCAAAACUAA